Molecule: messenger RNA, 914 nt
Organism: Gossypium arboreum
Lineage: Eukaryota; Viridiplantae; Streptophyta; Magnoliopsida; Malvales; Malvaceae
Product: acyl carrier protein 1, chloroplastic-like
Exons: 4
Coding region: 254-664 (136 amino acids)
Biological process (GO): fatty acid biosynthetic process
Molecular function (GO): acyl carrier activity; phosphopantetheine binding
Source: RefSeq, a predicted model, not a curated record
GGAGAAGGCAAGUAAGAACAGUGUUGCUUUUCGAUACAAACUAUGAAAUGCAAGAGGGAAAUUAAUUGCCAAAACAAAUCUCAACCAAAUUCCAAUACCCUCACAAGGCAAAAAAACCACCACCAGAGGCAUCUAUAAAAACAACUCAUUCUUUAAAGCAUUCCAAAGAAAAACACUUCAAAACACCCCCUCCCUCUUCCAUCGUGAUCUCCGCUCUCUUCUCUCAUAUCGAACAAAAAAAAACCCGAUCCCAAUGGCUUCUUCAACUGGAUUUUCACUCAAUUUCUCCCCUCUUUCAACUUCUUUCAAGCACAACCAGGUACCUCAUCAUGGGAUCUCUAAUGUCAACCUACUUAGUCUCCCAUCUCUUAGAAUCCGACCGGGACCUAUGCGCCUCCGGGUUUCUUGUGCGGCCAAACCCGAGACGGUGGACAAAGUUUGUAGCAUAGUGAGGAAGCAACUAGCACUACCCGAAGAUUCUUCUGUUACCGGAGAAUCUAAGUUUGCUGCACUCGGAGCUGAUUCUCUUGACACGGUCGAGAUUGUGAUGGGACUCGAGGAGGAGUUCGGAAUCAGUGUGGAAGAAGAAAGUGCCCAAAGCAUUGUCACCGUUCAAGAUGCAGCGGAUCUGAUUGAGAAGCUCGUGGAGAAGAAAGAUGCUUAAAACACCAUUGAAAACGGCUGGCUGUCCGGCAACGAGUCCUUAAAAAAUAUAUCCCCUGUUUUUUUCUUUUUGGCUACUCCUAUGUUGUUUUAAUGUUAGUUUUGUUUUUGUUGCUUAUGGAACAUGUAAACCAACAUGAAGUUUGGCUGUUUCUCAUUGUGGUUACAGUUUUAAGGGUAGAAAACUCAAAAGUGUCUCAUUUCCAUGUUGUCUUGAGCCAUUUGUUCUAUGAAAUCUCGGAUUUAAUUUA